This is a messenger RNA of Gongylonema pulchrum, 249 nucleotides long. The record is from the annotation of a GenBank genome assembly. NCBI's taxonomy places the organism in Eukaryota, Metazoa, Nematoda, Chromadorea, Rhabditida, Gongylonematidae.
AUGGCACACUUGCGAAUGGAUCGAUUUAUCAACCAGUCAACGAUAGCGCGAACAGGGAAACCGAUUGAUCCGCUGACACUGGAUUUUUUAUGGUCCAUGAUUAAUGUGAUGAAUCCGAUAUCUGGCAUUGUUGGACAAAUGCUCGCGUACUUAAUAUGCGAUCGAAUUGGUCGUCGGUGGACAGCAAUCGUUUCAUGCCUAAUUGCCAUUCCUGGUACGCUCUCUCUAGUUCAUAUAAUACUUAUGUAA